UUGGUGGUCUUCACUGGGUUUCGCAUUAUCUACAGCUUCCAUCGUGGCUCUUGGUUUUCGUCAUCUCCGUGCACAACCAUCAAAAUGUCAACGUCUUCCAGUGCAAGAUUCGACGCCUACUAUGACGAUUGUAUGAACGAGAUCGAGGAACUUUCUACACUAGCAGACGAAGAAGAAACUGGAAUGACAGGACUUACGAAUCAAGGAUACAGCUGCUAUGUGAAUUGCGUCCUUCAGUCACUGCUCAACACACCAAAGUUCGCCUUCCUCUAUAUCAUGAAAGCCUUAAAACCAUACAUCAAUUCGAACAAUGCACGCGGAACAAAAGGCGCCAUAACAGGAAGUUUAAGCGCUGUUGCCGAUUGCUUCUGGAGCACCAAGUUCAAAUCUGUGAACACAAAGGAUUUUCUGGUACUAAACAUUUUAAAUGUAUAA
Meloidogyne enterolobii is the source of this 435-nucleotide messenger RNA. NCBI's taxonomy places the organism in Eukaryota, Metazoa, Nematoda, Chromadorea, Rhabditida, Meloidogynidae. The record is from the annotation of a GenBank genome assembly.